AUGGGUCAAGACGGAUCAAGCCCGGUAGACGAGGGUGCUCCUUCCAAAACGCUGGUGUCGCGCACGCUCGAUGGUCUGGCCAAGUACAUACGCGAUGGACACGCAAAGCGCAUCGUCGUCAUGACGGGCGCAGGAAUCUCGACAAGUGCAGGCAUUCCCGACUUCCGCUCUCCCAAUACUGGUCUCUACGCCAACCUUGCUAGACUCAAGCUCCCAUAUGCUGAAGCCGUCUUCGACAUCUCCUACUUCCGCGAAAACCCUACGCCCUUCUACACACUUGCUCACGAGCUCUACCCCGGGAAAUAUCGUCCAACUGUAACUCAUUCGUUCAUCCGCCUACUACACGAGAAGGGGUUGCUACUCAAGCUCUUCACCCAGAAUAUCGACUGUCUGGAGCGCGAAGCCGGUGUGCCUGACGAGUCCAUCAUCGAAGCCCAUGGCAGUUUCGCUCGCCAGAGCUGUAUUGACUGCAAAACCCCAUAUCCACAAGACGAGUUGAAAAAGCACAUCGAAGCCAAGACGAUUCCACACUGUCACAAAUCCAGCUGCAAUGGACUGGUCAAGCCCGAGAUUGUCUUCUUCGGUGAACAGCUGCCCAGUGCAUUCUUUGACAAUAUCGAUGUGCCUACCGAAGCCGACCUCUGCAUCGUUCUGGGCACUUCAUUACAAGUACAACCAUUCGCCAGUCUGCCCGGUGCUUGCAAGUCGGGCGUGCCUCGCGUCUUGAUUAAUAUGGAAAGAGUUGGUGGUCUUGGCUCUCGCUCUGAUGAUGUUCUGCUACUUGGCGACUGCGAUGCUGGUGUGCGCAAGCUCGCAAAAGCCGUCGGCUGGGAAGACGAUCUUGAAGACCUCUGGGCAAAGACAGAUCCCGAAUACAUACCUGGUAAACCACGCAAGACCAAGGACGACAUUUCCAAAGAGGAAGCCAAGAAGACUAGAGACGAGAAGUUCCAAGAUGAAAUCGACAAGCUCACGAAAGAAGUCGACAAGACCUUGGAUAUGUCCAAGUGGCAUCAAGACCAAAUCCGCAAGGACCAUCUGGAUGGUCAGCCCGAUAUCGCCAGCCAAAAUCCGGCAAGUGGCGAGAAGACCAUGCGAUAUGAUGAGAAUGCCGACGACAAGACCAAGGCACCUGCUGAUGGCCUCAGUCAUGUCUUUCCGCACAUGAUCGAAAAGUCUUCUCUAUGA
Messenger RNA from Aureobasidium pullulans EXF-150, 1188 nucleotides. RefSeq names its product NAD-dependent deacetylase sirtuin-2. Lineage: Eukaryota; Fungi; Ascomycota; Dothideomycetes; Dothideales; Saccotheciaceae. The coding region runs from base 1 to 1188 and encodes 395 amino acids. Gene Ontology annotation, molecular function: histone deacetylase activity, NAD-dependent; NAD+ binding. The transcript has a single exon. The record is from RefSeq and is a predicted model, not a curated record.